Apus apus (common swift) is the source of this 1339-nucleotide messenger RNA. RefSeq names its product proline rich transmembrane protein 1B (gene PRRT1B). NCBI's taxonomy places the organism in Eukaryota, Metazoa, Chordata, Aves, Apodiformes, Apodidae. The coding region runs from base 106 to 735 and encodes 209 amino acids. The record is from RefSeq and is a predicted model, not a curated record. The transcript is spliced from 4 exons. Gene Ontology annotation, cellular component: membrane.
GCUCCCGCGGGGCCGCGCCGGGCCGGGGGCCGCGGCGGGAACGUUGCGGGGGGGUCUGAGAGUCCGGAGUUGGGGACCCCGAGGGCAGCGAGGAUUCCCCGUGGGAUGGAGAGCGAAGCAGCAGCGGGGCCCUGCAGCCCCCCAGCCCAAGGAGGAGGGCAGGGGGGUGGCAGCGGGGCAGCCGGGGGGCUGUCCAGCUCCAGCAGCCGCUGGGACCCCCCCACGGGCCGCGGGGACGGGCCCACGGGAGCGGCGGUGGUCAUCAACACGACCUUCGAGGGGGACCCACCACCCUACUCGCCCCCGGACCCUAAGAGCGUUCAUCUCCUCUACCCGCCCUUCCCGGCUGGAUUCUCCCAACAAGCACCCGUCGUCUACCAGCCGGGGCCAGGACCUGGACCCUUCCCACCCCAGGGCGUCUCGCCCACCCCUCUGCCCUACACCAUCUACCCGGGGCAGCCGAGCGCGGGGCCCUCGCCCACCCCCCGUGGGCAGCCCCUGCCCAAGGACUACAUGGUGGAGUCGGUGCUGGUGACAGUUUUCUGCUGCCUGCUGACCGGGCUCAUCGCCCUUGUCUACUCGCACGAGACCCGUGCUGCGCUCAGCCGUGGGGACGUGGCUCAGGCGACCGUGGCAUCCAGAAAGGCCCAGUCACUGGUCCUCUUCAGCCUCCUCUUCGGGUUGUUUGCCUCCAUCAGCUGGGUGGUCUACGUCCUGGUGUCCCUGUACCUAUGACAGGGCCCCGGGCCCCAGGGACACGGCGCGUGCCAGGGGCUCCUUGCCAUGGGGGCAGGAGGAGUGGCCACAGCCCCCGAGUGGCAUCGCCCGGGCUGCUGUGGGAAACUGGGGGGACCACAAGAGUGUUAUUGGGGCCAAGGAGCAGUGUCCAUCCUUCCUGGUGGGUGAGGAGCAGCUCUGGAGCUGCAGGUGCCUUGGCUUGUCUGCACUCAGCCCCCUGAACCGUGGCACGGGCAGAACGGACCCAGCACCGUGCCCCUGCUGGAGCCAAGGAGCUGUCAGAGCAGCAGCACCACGUCCAGGAUCAGGCUCUGCUGUGGGAUGUUGAAUCCAGUUUCUGUGGACUCUGUCGUGAGGGCAAUGGGUCUGGAGAUGGAGGAAAUGGCCCAGGCCUAAAGGAGAGGCCGAGGCAUGUGGCUCCUCCACUGCCAGCUGCUGCUCUGGGCAUGUGAGAAGCCCUCACCUGUAAUUCCUAAUGUGAGAAGAAAUAAACCCACCCAUUUAGCUCCUAUGGUGAUUGUGCUCACACAAAUACACACACACGCUGUGUGGCCACCUUCUUGCUGCUUCCAGAUUGAAAUAAAACACGGGUGUCGCCAAA